Penaeus indicus is the source of this 4694-nucleotide messenger RNA. RefSeq lists its product as uncharacterized. The coding region runs from base 158 to 3199 and encodes 1013 amino acids. NCBI's taxonomy places the organism in Eukaryota, Metazoa, Arthropoda, Malacostraca, Decapoda, Penaeidae. The transcript has 10 exons. The record is from RefSeq and is a predicted model, not a curated record.
GCGGGAUGUAAACAAAAACACGUGUCUCGAUGCCAGCUGAUGGCCCCGUUAAGUUGAAAUUUUCAGUUCAAAAAAUCUAAAACCCUAUAAAAGAAGAAGAAGAAGAAAUUUUCACAGUUAUUGCUGCUAUUCCCUCUUUCUGGAUGGCAUUUUCGAGAUGGAGUUGGAUCGGUAUCUUAUGUGGUUGGUCGAUUCUCUGAAGGCUUCUCUUGAUGACGACACCGUGAACCAGACAAAAUUAAACAAAAAUGUCGAAAGCUGUUUCCAGAGGGUGAAGAAGGCCUGUGCAGCCGCCAGCAAGGACAAAGACUUUGAAGACUUCCGCUGUAAAUCCACACUUUUACUGUUGUUGUGCUGCCCGAGUGUGAAGAACCAGCCAGUAGUGAGAUCUUCUAAAGAUUUGCAGCUUGUCAUCUCUGCUGUCCCGACCUUAAAGGAAUCACACUUCCUCUCUGUUGUAAAGAAUCAGAGGUGUUACAGAUGUCUGGUAUAUAUUCUCAGCUUCCUACCGACUUCGUAUCUUCCGACAAUCAUUGAGGAAUAUUUUACAUCUACGGAUGGAGUAAACCCAGUUACCCUUGCAAUGUCACUAGAGCUUUUCAUAUCUUACCUACUCAGUUGGCAAUCAAAUUCAUACCGGGAAAAUUGUGAAAGCGAUAUCCUAAAAUGUUUGAAUCUGUUUGCAAAGUUUCUGUCUUCCAAGACUGUAUCAAGUGACUCAAAAGUGCAGAUAAAAUCGAGUGCAUAUUUCUUCAUGUAUCUCACAAAAUACCUCUUGUUGGUGCUAAAUGUGUACAUAGGCAAAGAAAUGGAAUAUCCAGAAAUCCCAGAAUCAUUAAUCUGUUGGAGAGAUAUGUGGAAAAGAGAGGAGAAGGAGAAUAAAUCCCCACUUAGGAAUAAUCUCUUUACGAAAGAUCUUGUGAUUACAUUCCUCAAGCUUUGUCAGCAUAAAAAUGAAGCCAUUAACAUUGGAAUGUGGAUGGAUUGGAGUGAAAUUAACCUACCAGUAAGUGUCAUUCCUCACAAGGGCUCUACUGUCCAUUCCAACAAGACUGCAGAAAAGAGCAUUCAGUCCGUUAUAUGUAACAUAGCCUUCGAUAUCAUACAGAUCUUCGACUUGCACCCAAAUUUACAUGAAUCCUGCCAGACCAGUGAGUGUCAAGACUUCUUCCAGUUCAUGAAACAAGUAGCCUGUGACCCUAACUACGACCCAGAUUAUGACCUAGGUUUAGAACAGCUCUUACAGGAGAUUGACCUAAGGGAUGAAAGGGAGCAAAAAUUACUUGAGAUCCUCCUAGACAAAGAGGAAAUCUUUUCCUCACAGAAGUGCCUCGACUCAGUGAAAAAUCACCCUGGGAAAGUAUCCUCCAAGACCCGUGGAGAAGUUCUGGUGAAAUACAUCGAUUACGUGAAGUCUGGAAAGGCCGUUAUUGCAGAAUGGCAGGAGUUCAUCUUAGAGUUGGCUGAAGAUAUUCCAUCUGAAGAUCUGAUGCCAAUAAUAGUGGAAAAGUUAGAUUCUGGUCAAAACGAAAUCCUAAAAACCUCAAAUUUUAAUCUUCAAUCAACAGCUGUUUUCAAUCAGCUUGUAGGAGAGAAUGCACCAGAGGUACAAGAGAAACAUGUAUGGUUGUGUCUCCAGUCUGGCAAGGAGGUGGUUCAACAAGCUGUCACUUUGCCCAUUAGUUUGCCUGGACUAGUUCCCGUUAUGGUACGAGCGUUGUCAGCCAUCCCUGAGGUUUGCCAGGCAACUUCACAGUCUGGUAUAUCUGUGCUUGUAAGUGCUCUGCAGCAAAUACAGGCUGCAGGACUUUCCGGAAGGGAGAAGCAAGAUUUUGCCGACCUUGUGAAGGGCUUGAUGAACACAGCGACUUUGCCAGUGGGGGAAUCUCUGCAUAUUCUUAUUGAACCAUACUUAGGGGUGCAAAGUGAAGAGACUUUGGAAGGUGUUGCAUUACCAUUAGAAUUACUCAAGAACAUCAUUGACAAUCAUCCAUCAACCAUAAUUCAACCUGGCAUCAAAUUGGACAGUUUGAUAAUAAGUCUAAUGUGUGUAAUGAGCAACACAGCCCUACUUCUGGGUCAGCAGGCCAACACUGCCCUUGCAUUGCGACUAGAUGCAGAGCAUAUUAUCAGCACCAUAGCUAAAGCUUUGAUAAAAGAUAUGCCUCUUUUUGAGAAAGAUAUUUCAAUCAUCAAACAAGUAACAAGAAAAAUGCAGCUCCACCCUCGCAGUUUCCUACCCUUAGUAAAUCUGCUAGAGUAUGAAAAAUGCCAAGAAUCCAUUGUCGACAGAGUGCUCUAUAAACUCUAUCACACGGAGCUGAAAACUGUAAAGGAAAACCUACAUGGUGGUGACAGUGGUGAUUUCGAUCUGGAUGUGUCUCAGCCACAGUGGAUCUUGGUGCUAGUCCAGCUUUUGCCUCAUGGUGGUGAAAAUGAGUGGAUUUCUGGAAUGUUCUUGACCCACCAGUUUCUACAGUCAGGACAGACAGCCUAUCCAACUCUCCGUGUAAUGCGCCAGUUGUUACAUCUAAUGUGUAUCCAGUGUGUUGAGAGUAGUUUGAACCAAGAAAGUGAGGAAGAUUGCGAUGUUUCUUCCCCGCCUUCAUUAUCCAUCCAACAUUGUUUCAAAAGUUUUUCAGUAUCUGCCAUGGUAUACAUACAAGAACUCCUAAGGAUCCAACCUUACAACAAGAGGUUCAGUCACCUAUGCAACAUCUUCAAAUGGUGGAGCCAAGGCAUUCCUUCGUUCCAGUGCCACCCAGAGCUUCCUGCUCUCUUGCUUGCUAAACUAUGCAACUCCAUAGAGGAAAUGGUCAAAUCGGGGAAGCUCAAGAUUGAAGCGGAUGAAGCUGGGAACGAUGGUCUACAAAAUGGACGCAUGUGGGAGAGCUUUAAUGACAGGGAAGAGAAAAGUGUUCCAGUUGAAAAAGCUCAGCCGAGUUCACAACCUUCUGGUGCCGAUGUUAUGCCGAGUGAAGUAAACGUUUCCUCUGAAGAAAAUGGUGUGGUAAACAAAGAAAAUUUGCAAAAAGAGGAGCUUGCCAGGAAUAAAGUUAGCAAAAAUAAAAACAGUAUAAGUAGGGCAAGUUUUCAUGUUGAAAUUGAUCAGCUAAUAUUUUGCUUAGUAGCAUAUGUUCCUACCAGUAAUGUAGCAGCAACAGUUGGAAGCAAACUGAAGAAUUUGGAUGAACUUUAGGUGUUGUACAAAUGUGUAGCUCACAAGAAUUUUUGUUGUCUGUCUGUGACUCUGUUUUCUUCCUUUUUUUCUAUAAAUUUUUUCUUGUUCUUCCUUUUUUUAUUUCCACAUUUUCUGUUAUUCAUUCUUCUUCAUUCUUACAUCCAUGCUUCUGUCUGGUGCAGUCUUAAUGUUAAUCUUGCCAAAGAUGUUCCUGUCUCAUACUGAUGAGAUACGAUGUUGAUGGUAUCCCCAGCUAUUCCAUGCAUACAGGGUAAUUAUAGAACUGCUAAAAAAACAGACACUACAGCUUGAUUAUAGUGACAAGAGCCUUAUCCCCAGAUCCUGAAUUAUCAUUAUUAUAAUUGUUAAUGAUCUUCAGGAAGCUUAUUUGAUAAGGAGUUCAAGCUACAUGACCUGAGUGAAAUAUCAGCUGAAAAAAAUUACAGUUUAACCCAAAUGUUGUGGUAACUGUAGUAUUAUUUUGUGAAACGUCCCUGUGCAUAGAUGGCUCUGCUAGUGCUUAGCCACAAAGAAGUCAAUUAGUAGAUCUUGUGACCUCACUUGAUUUCACCUUGCCUUGAAUUAAUAGCAGUAUUAGAUACCACAAAAUAUUUUCUAAAAUCAAGGAAAAGGGUGAGAUAGGUAGUACUCAUAAUUGGCUCACUGGUGACUUAGUACUUGUGGAGCCAUCUGUAUGUAAAAUCAAUUCAUAAAUCAAACUCACAGUGGGCAUGGCAUGUACAUACAUGUUUUCAAUAUUAAUUUGAAAUAGCUUGGAAAGUUGGCAAUAUACUCAAAGUUAGGUUAGAUGUACGCUCAUAGCGUUAUUAUUCAGUGAUCUAUCUAUGGCUGUGUAUGAGAAAUUUUGAAUUAGUUUAGAGAAGAGUGCUGGUCUCUCCUACACUCUUAGGAAGUCUAAAAUUUCUAUAGCUACUUUAUUUUCAUAAAAUAGGGUGAGUCAUUGCAUGGGAUAUUUCCUGUUGGCUGAAGGAGUAGCUUCCCAUGAAAAUCAAAAGCAUAAAGGAAAAAGAGAGAGAGUGAAAAAAAAUACAUUCCUGUGCAAGAACCAAAAUAUGUUUCCAUACUUCAUAAAGGUAUAUUUAUUUUUAUGAUUUCUUAAAGAUUGAUUUCAUUUCCAAUUCAUCCAUGCACCAAAUCUAUAUUAUGAUUGAAAUAUUUAGUUGCCAUUAUAGAUGAAAUAUCAUGAAAUGUUGAAUAGAUUCAGAGCUGAAACUAAAACAUUUGAGAGCAAAGGCUGUGAAAUCAGAAACUAACGAAUCCUUAAAAAAUAUGAGGAUUUCAGCAUACAGACUUCAGUAAGUUAAACAGGAUAAUCAUUGUGUAUUAGAGAUAUUUGGAUUUAAAGAAUCAGUCAAAUUUAAUUACAUGAAUGAAUACAAAUGGACCUUUUGCAUUGAGUUAGUGGAAAAGGCUAAUGUUCUUUGGAAUUAUAAUGUGAUUACCUGUGAUAGUGUUAAUAUUUUUGUAAAUAAAUGCAGUAUACAGAACAUUU